This is a messenger RNA of Peronospora matthiolae, 156 nucleotides long. The record is from the annotation of a GenBank genome assembly. Lineage: Eukaryota; Oomycota; Peronosporomycetes; Peronosporales; Peronosporaceae.
AUGGAUGAUUCACAACAACGUCGUUCGUGGUCGUUCCACGUAAUUGCCACCGAGCAGCUGCGUGAUAGUGUGAAGAAAGUCUGGCCCGAGCAGCUACGUGAUACUGUGGAAAAAGUCUACCUCGUGCGGGUCUGUCACAGCCCGUUGAUUUGUUAG